AUGCAAAUGGCGGACAUCACAAACAAAAGUUUACUGAUGUGACGGAAAUAAUAUGUAAGCAUUUGAAAAUCAAAGACUUGGAAACAGUUAUAUUCUUACAGAAUAAAAGGAUGCGAUUACAGUGGUUUCCAUGGUAACUGUAAGACAUGUCCUCAUAUGAUGAUCUACUCAGACAGGUAGAAUCACUGCGUCAGGUCAACUCAAGUCUGCAACGUGAGAUCCAGGACAACAAUGCACAGUUGUCAAGGCUGCAGGAAAAUUCCGCCCAUCUAGCUCAAUACACAACUGGCCCCGCCCCUCAGGUUGUGAGAUCUCAGACGAAUGCUGCCUCGGCUAGUAGACCGACAAACAUCCACUCCCCUCCAGUUUCCAGAGCUCAGCAAGGUUUACCCCAGUCAGACAGGCAGGUAGGGAGUCCACCUUUGCCACGUCCACAACAGAACUCCGCCCACAGUGCUAAUAGGCAGUCAGAUAACCACACCUUCCCUGCAAGAGCCCAGGAUAAUGCUGUCAAUCAUUUAUCACGACUUCAAGAUACGACCCCUUCAAAAUCUAGUUCUGGUAGACAGGUAAAUGAUACACAGAGUAUGGAGUCAAGCCAGGGUGAAGAUUUUAGUUUCAAUGAAGACCUCAUGGAAGGGGAGCACAUGGCUACACUAGAUGAUGGGACAGACUUGGCAGAUUGCCAGACAACACAAUUAGACACUGUAAGCAAUGACGAGGAAUUAGGUCAAGGUCAAAAAGGUCAGCAAGGUCAAGUUGAAAACUCACAGAGCACAGAAUCCAAGUAUGAUAGAAACAGCGAUCAGGAAAUUCUACAGCGACUUCAACAGCUUGAUCAUGAACGGACAAGUCAAGUACAGUAUAUAGAAUCAGAGGAGAAGAACAGGAAGUGGUAUUAUGACCAGAUUGAGAUGAUUUCACGAAAAAUACGCUCACUUCCUGUCACUGAUGGGCAUCCAGGUCGGCAACCAGGGUUUACACGCAAACAUUUAGAACUUGAGAUAGCUCGAUUACGGGAAACGAUGCAUGAAAGCUUCGGUACAAAUGAGCAGAUAGUACAUCGUCGUGACAGUCGUGUACAUCGUAUACGUCAGAUUGAGGCGGAGAUGAUCUCAUUACAACAACAAAGGCAACAGAUGUUACAGGGUGGUGAUGGUCAAGGUCGUUUGAGACAUGAGUCAUCUUCUGACUCCGCCCACUCUGGUUCACCUGUUGACCUUGACACUGACCAAGUUACCAUGGCAACACAGACGGACGACAGUCCCGGUGAACCACAGCAGGACAAGGUGGGGUUUGGACAUGGUAUUCCAGGGUCCAUAUACCAUGGCACCUGGCCUAUAGGAAAAGAUGACAAUAUUCAAGCUUCCAUUAGUCACCAUGGUGACCUGUCCAGUGUGAUGAGUUUUAAUUCAACCAAUACCAGUAGUUCUCAUGGAUCUGGUUCUGGGUUGAAAGGUCAAGGACACUCGGCAGCCGGAGGUCAUGGUCAGCCAAGGUCAUCACAAGGUCAGCAACAACAGCAGCAGCAACAGCUACACUCACAGCCAAUCCCCCUCACCCCUCAGAUACCCCCUCAGCAACUGGGUACUAAGGUGGAGAUGGUGUAUGGAUUGUUGUCUAUGUUAGGUACCCAUGACAAAGAUGAUAUGUCUCGUACAUUACUGGCAAUGUCUAGUUCACAGGACAGUUGUAUUGCCAUGAGACAGUCAGGUUGUCUGCCACUGCUGAUACAAUUACUACAUGGUUCAGAUAAAGAAUCUGCGUUGCUUGGUAACACACGUGGUAGUAAAGCUGCUCGCGCCAGGGCGUCAGCUGCCUUGCACAACAUUGUGCACUCUCAUCCGGAUGACAAGAGAGGCAGGCGCGAGGCCCGGGUAUUGAGAUUGCUUGAACAGAUUCGGGCUCACUGUGACCAGCUGAGAGAAAACACCUCUGAUGAGGAAGAUGAAGGCGUUAAUCAUGUACAUCAAGGUAUAACCAUGGACCACCAUCCUGGACCAGCCAUAGCUACACUGAUGAAGUUAUCAUUUGAUGAAGAACACAGACAUGCUAUAUGUACACUUGGAGGACUGCACGCUAUUGCGGAGCUCCUCCAAGUUGAUAACGACGUAAAUCGUGACACAGAUGACCAGUAUAAUAUCACCAUGAGAAGAUACGCCUGUAUGGCGCUGACAAACCUCACGUUCGGGGACGGAACAAAUAAAUCACUGCUGUGUUCACUUAAAGACAGUAUGGAAGCUUUAGUCUUGCAGUUAUUUAGUACUAACGAGGAAUUAUGCCAGGUGGCCGCGAGUGUUUUAAGAAACUUAUCAUGGAAAGCCGACCUUGCUAGUAAAAAGACGUUGAGAGAAGUCGGUGCAGUGACGACGUUAAUGCAAGCAUCAAUGAGAGUUCAGAAAGAAACGACACUGAAGAGUAUUCUUAGUGCAUUAUGGAAUUUAUCGGCUCAUUGUAGCGAGAAUAAAGCAGAUAUAUGUGCUGUGGAUAGGGCUUUAGAGUUUUUGAUAAGCUCUUUGACUUAUAAAAGCCCUUCAAAGACUACUUCAAUUAUCGAGAAUGGAGGAGGUAUUUUACGGAAUGUAUCUAGUCAUAUAGCUGUUAGGGAAGAUUAUCGCCAAAUACUACGCGUUCAUGGCUGUUUGCAAAUUCUGUUGAAACAUUUAAGGUCUCCGAGUUUAACUAUAGUUAGUAACGCUUGUGGAACUUUGUGGAAUUUAUCUGCACGUUGCGCUGAAGAUCAGCAGGCUUUGGACAUGGGUGCUGUGGGCAUGUUACGAAAUCUCGUGCACUCAAAACAUAAAAUGAUAUCUAUGGGAAGUAGUGCAGCAUUAAAGAAUCUUCUAGCUGCUCGACCAGCCAUGAAAAAUAUUGAAAUGAAUAAGCAAGCAAAUGGAAAUCGUCCAUCAUUACAUGUCAGAAAACAGCGUGCCCUAGAAUCAGAGAUCGACCAAAAUUUAUCAGAGACUUGUGAAAAUGUAGAGAGUCCGAGGGACAGUCCAGUUGAAUCAAAGAAACAAGAAUCCGGUCAUUUUAUGUAUCCAGUCUAUCCAUUAUUAGAUGGUGAACGGCAGCGACAAAUGUUAAGGGGGCCAAUUAUUCCAAGAAGCCAAAGUGGGGACCAUGCUCUAUAUGAAAAUCAACUAAAAACUCAACCAGGUGUAGCAAGGUCUGGAAGUCAAGACAGUGUGGGAAGCACACACUCUGACAUUUCUCACGAUAGAGCAAGGCAUACCUCUGGAGGGAAAGCUGGUGCCCGUACUCAUCCAAACAUGGGUGGUAGCUUAGACAGACAUAAGGAAGGGUUACAAGUUGGUCAGAGAGUCUUAUUCGAGGGUAGAACAGAACGCAAUCCACUUGGUGCUCCGAACAGUAGAAUUUUGCAAGUCAUGCAGGAAGUUGCACUGCAUGCUGGUAUCGAUGGUCAACCACCAGAUAAUGACUCUGCAGUUUUCAAAACUCCACUUCCUGUCUCCAUUGUAAGGUCCCAGAAUCAUGCAUCAUUACAGCAACAUCAACAACAACAGCAACAACAACAACAUCAUUUUCAGUCUCAGCAGCAUGCGUCAUAUCCAGCUCAUGUUCUAAGUGCUCAACAUGCAUCCGCUUACCAGAGAUACUUGGUGAACAACUUACCUCAGAAUCAGUCGGGCCAAUUUAAUGUACCAAACACAAUAUACCAAAAUCAAAGACUUCAACAGCAACAACAUCAGGAUGGUAGAAACGGAGAUGAUGAUGACGAGAAACCUUUAGAUUAUAGUAUGAAGUAUCAUGAAGGUGGUCUAGCUAACCAAAGAGAUCCAAGGCUAGGUCAGCCCCCACAUCCUCCAAUGAUGGGUAACUAUGUCGGGAACCAGCAAUUACCACCAGGUAGUGUUCAGAACCAGUUCAAUAAUUCAGGUAAAAAUAUGUUCUAUGCUGGACAAGAAGGAAAUAAACACUUGAAUAAUUACAAUAGUGCUUACGCUGAAACUGAUCUGGAUGAUCCUGAUCAGCCAACAGAUUAUAGUGCUCGAUAUGGUGCUGAAUAUAACGCUGAACAGUAUAACGAUGAAAGAAUUAAUUACGCUGCCCAGUAUGAAGAAUCAGAUCCCCAUUGUGCUGAUUGUAAACUAGAAGAAGCUCGCAGAUAUAACGAUAGUCUAGACCAGGCUAUUGAUGAUGACCAGAUUAAAACAUUCUGUACAGAGGAUACUCCUUACCUUAGCACUGCAACUUCUCUAACUGACUUAAGUACGGCUGUGAAGAUUCUGGAGGAAGCUGAACAUCAUUGUCCUGCAGAGGAGAAUGAUGAUGAAACUCAGAAUUAUAGCUCUAAAUAUGGAGAAAAAUCUGCCACAGAUCAAAGUUCUAAGUCUGAUGAGAUGAGUUUGAGAUUAAGGUCAGACCAAGGCCAAAGAUAUGAAGGGGAUAAAAGCAGCCGAUCUGGGAGCAAUAUUACUGAUAUUCAGACUGGAACAACUGUAAUAGCAAAUUAUCACUUGAAAUUUGACCGAAGAUCACAAGAGUCAAACAGUAGGGACAGUGAUGAGCCACAGGAGAGAAGCUUUCAUGACAACAAUAACGAUCUUGCUCCUUACGAUCAGCCAAAGACUUACUGCGAAGAAGGCACACCAGUUUUCUCACGUGUGAGCUCACUAAGUAGCCUACAUAGCAGUGAAGCUGCAGACAGGCAGGAUCCAAGUAAACGACCUGCUGGACCUUUAGAAAGUAUUGAUGAACAUGCUUGUGCCAAUAAUAGUAUGGUAAAAAUGCCACCCCCUCCCAUGACUCCAAACACAUUUAGACAAAAACACGAUGAGCUUAGAGAUGGUAACACUGAUAGUGCUGAAAAAGAACACAAAACUGUAACAUUUGAUGACAAAGAGCAUGUUCAGGAAACACCAAUGAUGUUCAGUAGAUGCACUUCUUUAGGUUCAUUGAGCAGUUUUGAUACACAGUCUGUUCACAGCUCUGUCUUUAGUGAAUAUAGCAGACGUGCAAGUGAAGUGGUCUCUCCAAGUGAACUCCCAGACUCACCGAGUGAAACCAUGCCACCUAGUCCAAGACGAACUAAAUCACCAGAGAGAAACCCAAAUAGAAAACCAGUUAAUCAGGAAUUAUUCCCAUCAAAUAAACAAAAUGGGAAUGACAUGUUUCCCAGGGGACAUCAGCCUCCUUUACCUCAACAGUUUACAUCUAAAGUCAAUGAUUCAGUGCAGAGAGUGAAUCCCUUGGGACAUUUUUUUGCCAUGAGCUCUAUGGAUAAAAUGUUGGACUAUGAAACUUGUUCUUCCAAAUCCGAAGCACCUGUAGUCUAUGCAGAAGAAGGUACACCUCCAGUGUUUCAGGAUAACCUUAGUGAACUCAGCUGUAUUACAAGUGAUAACUAUAACAUAAAUGAUAAGACAUUAGUAGAAACACCUAAAAGUAAAGGUAGUCAUGCAAAUAGUUCCCAUAGCAACCAGAACGAUGAGACAUUAAAAAGCAAGUCUGCAAGCAAUGGCGGUGUGCCUUUGAAAAAGAUUGAAGUAGAGAAUGGUGCUGAUACUCAAAGUAAUUCGUAUGCAAAUCCUGUAGAUAACAAUGCCAAAGCAGAUGGUGCCAAAACUGAUGCAAAUACUAAACAAGACAAAGCUAAUUCAAACAAAGCAGAUGAUAAGGAUAUGUCAUCCAACUCAGAUGUAUCUGAAGGAGAAGAUGAUUUGCUAGCUAAUAUUAUCAGCUCUGCAAUGCCAAUUAGUUCUAAGAAAAUUCGGAAAAGCUCUUCGGACAAUGUCAUUAAAAGAAAAUCAAGUGGUUCUAGUAAACCUGACAGUGGAUCAAGUUCAAGGUCAUCCAAAACUCCUGCCAAGUCAGGACAAAAUGUUGAAAGUAGUGGUAGAUCUUCAAGUGGACAAAGCUCUGCUAAGAAAAGCUUGAAACUUACUAACAAAAGCCAGGAAGUUUCACCAGAUUCUAAAUCUAAGUGUAGCAGUCAAGGAUCACAGGGAUCUUCUCCAGGAAAACAAAAAUCACACAUACCAAGACCUCUUCAACACAAGCAAGUUCAGCAAAUGUCUCAGUUGGAUUCAAGCAUUGAUUCUACGGGAUUAGAAGAAUCACCUUUUAAUACUUCAAACGCACAGUCAGUCAUUACACGAUCAGUACCAAAGUCAGAAGCACAAACAAAUAUCAACAAUCCUUUUAUUCUCCAGAAAGCCAGAAAUCUUUCAAAUUAUGAAUUUGAAGAAGAAGGCUGCAAAACAUUUGCAACUGAGGAUACUCCUUUUUCUGGAUCAAUGCAGACGUCGCCGCAAAUGAAUAGAAAGUUUGAAGAUCACCAUAGAAUACCAGACAGUUAUAACCAAGAUACAGUAAGAUCAUUUGCAACUGAAGAUACGCCAUUCAGUGGAUCUGCACCAGAAUCACCGAAAAUGGCAAGAGCUAAACAGUUUCGAGAUGAAUUUGAUACUGAAACUGACAGCAUUAAAUGUUAUAAUACAGAAGAUACACCAUUCAGCGGAUCUGCAUAUGCCUCUCCUAAAGUUGGUUCACCAAAAUCAAACAGGAAGGCUUCAGUACAAAACUCAGUACAAGAGGCAGUGACCCAAAAUCACAAUGUAUUUAGUAAGCCUGCUCCAUAUACUCAAAAGCUACCAGAUGCCAAGCAACAGCCUCUACCUCAAAACGUGGUCUCUAGUCAACAACAGAAUUCCAGGCAUCUAGCUAAUCCAGCUGUUAAUCAGGCUUUGGCCAAUCGUGGGCUUCCAUCUAUCCAUCCACAGUUCAAUCCACAGAUUUUUGGCUUUUUGAGGAAUGACUUUGAUAAUGGAGAGGAUGCCAUCAUGACUUACGCUACUGAAGGGACGCCACAGAAUUACUCAAGAACUGGCUCAUGUAGUGACUUAAGUAGUCUGAAUGCAAAUUUUGAUGAGCAUGUCAAGAUAAGUGAUAAGGUAUCCUCUGCCACAAACAAUGAAAACACUAUUCCUCCUGCUAGAGUAGAUGAUUGUCACUCGGACAACAGUUCUUCAAUUGAGGAAAGUGAAGAUCUUCUUUCUGAAUUGAUAAUGUCCGCUAUGCCUUCACCAAAACCAGGGAAGCUACGUCGAUCUAUGGAUAGGAAACCUGAAGGUGCUGAAAGUAAUCGUCCAGAUAAAAACAUAGUUAUGGAAAAGAAAAUUAAUGACUCAAACAUACCAAAACAUUUCCAGCCACAGAGGACAUCAAGUUUAACACAGGAUCAAAGGAAUGCCUGUAAUGUGCCACAAUAUCAACAUUUUUCUGAUAGUGCAGAUCAAGUGAAAACAUAUGCUAUUGAAGGUACUCCAAGCAAUCUGUCACAAGCAACAUCCCUCAGUGAUCUAACUACGGACUCAAACUACCCAGCUGAUAAACCUAAAGGUAGAAAAUCUCUUCCAUCCAGUGUGGCAAUGGACACUAGUGUAGGCACCAGUGCAAACACAAACUAUAGUCAUACUGCCACUUAUGGUACUUCAAAUGACUCUGUUUUCCUUCAGUCAGAUGGAGGGGGUGACUCCAUGAAAGUUUAUAAAACAGAAGGUACACCUCAGUCAUUCUCCUGCAAUGAUUCUCUGAGUUCAUUAAGUAUAAUGACAGACGAUAGUAAAAAUGAUAUGUCACAGCAAAUUAAAGCUCUUGCCAAUCAACUUGUCAAAGGCGAUAAUAGUCCAGCCAAACAAUUCUCAAAUAAUGCAUCACAGAACCAAGUUACAGAGAAUAUCAGUGUUGAAAAGAGACCUGAAUCUCGUUCUUCAAGUGUAAGUAAUAACUCUAUGCAGUCUGGGAAACAUUUGGAGAGACACGUGGUUGGUCAGUCAAGUGAGGAACAGUCAGUUAAAGAAGAACCAAUCUCAAAGAUUCAUUCUGUAUCCGAUGAAACAAAAAAGUAUGGUGUAGAAGGAACGCCAUUAUGCUUCUCUAGAAAUUCAUCUCUGAGCUCAAUCCAUGACUUAGAGAAUGAAAAAACUGUUGAAAACACAAACAAAGCUAAACAAAAACAUGCCAACGAAGGGCAUUCUAAACAUGCGUCUAGAGAUGAACAAGCUGGCUUUAAGGUGGAGCAUACACCAAUUUGUUUCUCUAGGAAUAGCUCACUAAGUUCCCUUAGCGUUCACUCUGAUGAGGAUGAUGAUCCUGAUGACAUGGCGCUGUUGGAGGAUUGUAUAAGUUCAGCUUUGCCACCAAGGACUAGACCAUCGCGAGAAGAAUUGAGACGUAACACACAAUCUAUUAGGGGUGAUAAAAAUCACAGUGGCAAUAGUAGAACUGGUAAUCUGGCAUAUAAAAGGAAUGCAUCUUCAGGUGAUGAACUGGAACGAUCUGGAGAACACGAUUCCAGAUACUCUAACUGGCGUCAACAACCUCACAAGUCAAGUGAUGAGAUAUUUCGUAAACCAACAAUGGACGCUAAGGGACGUCCUUGCAGGCGGUCAAGGUCACAGGAUAGUGAGAAACAUUACAAGGAUAUGUCCAAUCAUCAGUUAGCUCAGUAUGGUACAAAUGUACACAGAGGCUCGUGGGAUUCAGUAGCAAUGUAUCAAGGAACUCAAGGAAGUCAUUUACAUAACAAUGAAGCUGUGGAAAAACAGCGACAACAGUUGAUCUCUGAAACCCAGAAUAUUGUACAUCAAGUACAGAAAAUGACUAGAAGUGUGGAGAAAGGAGAUGACCAUGAAAGUGAGAAGACGGAUUCUCCCGCAUCAGAUUAUAACUUCUUCAUGACUUGCAGUGGAAACACAGAAAUAAGUGUAGAGAGUAUAAGCAAACAGUCAUUUCCAAGCAGUAUGGCUCCUGAUACAGAUGAGGAUAUUCUAAAUGACUCCCUGGUUGGUAGUUACCGCUUUGGUGCUGAUGGAGAUGAAACAGCAGGUCAAAUGAGUCAUGAUGCAACGCUGACUGAAAGAAAUAUUACUAAAGCCAUGAAUAGUUUUGAUAAUGAAUGUUUAGGUAACAGAGGUAUGAAGGUGCAAGGAAUGGAGGCAAGUAUAACAUCUGAAGACGAGAGAGCUUUAGCUGAGAAUGCCAACAUUGUAAUGUCGGAAAUGAUGAAUCGUAUGGUGCUAUCCGGUACAUCAACUGUUGACGAAGAAAAUUUCAUAGAAAAUGAGACUCUGUCUCUUGUUUCAAAUGGUUACAUGUCAGAUACUCCUUCAGAGGCUUCCAACACUUGGUCAGUGGACUCAGACUUCCCCAGUGAAAGUUCAGGAAAUAAAGCAAACAGUAAUAGUAGCAGGGGUCCAAGAAUUGUGAAACCAGGAACUCCUAUGCAGACUCAGAAAACCACAGAGCCUGAAGUUAAAGGUGUUCGAGGAAAACGAAAGCCAUUGUACAGCAGUAAAUCGGUGUCUUCUCCCUCCUCAUCUACAAAUUCCAUUGCUAAAACAAACAAGGGUAGGAUACAGUCUGGUUCCAAUAUUGGUAAAAUUUCUCCGAGGACAGUUCCUGGUUCAUCAUCUCCAACUACAUUGAACCAGUCCAAUGCUGGAAAGAAAUCUUUGAAGACGAUGCCUCAAGCUUCCAGUACGCCUGUAAAGGCCAGCCAAGGAGCACAGAAGUCUCGAGUCAGUAAACCAGGAACGCCACAAAGGUCUUCGUCACUUGACCAAAGAUCACAACACAAUGCUAGACAAACUCUAGGAAAUCGUAGCUCUUCUUCAAACAGGAGUGACUCAGUGAAUCGUAGUGAUUCUGCAAACAAAAGUGGGUCAUCAAAUAGAAGUGGCUCAUCAAAUAGGAGUGGGUCAGCAAAUAGGAGCAAUAACUCUAACAAGAGUCAGUCUUCCAAUUCACCUUCCAAAAUUCCUUCCAAAUCAAAUACUAAUACAAGGGUAACAAAAGAUCCAAAUGAGACGACUGACAAACCAAAAUCUCUGUCUAAGCAGGGAACAUUUAUUAAAGAAUCAACCAAUAGAAAUGCACCAGUGAUUUCCCCUGAUGAGAAAAAUAAGGAAAAUAUUGCAGGUGUAAGGCUGAGACAGAAGAAAAUUAGUGAAUCCUCCAGCAUCAAUCGUAAUUCCAGUGGAUCUUCAAAAUCUAAUUUUAGUAACACUUCUAAUAAUAGUAACAGUUUUUCCACAACAUCGAGUGACAGUCCACCAGAUUCAUGGAGCAAGGCAUUAAGUACUUACAGUUUCACACCUGAACAGACACCAAAAAGGAAAAAGGAUUCUAAACUGAAGAAGACAGCAACGUCUGAAGUGAAGAACACGUUGAAAGGCUCAAAAAUCCCAAGCCCUUGUAAAACAGGCUUAAACAAAUCCGGAAGUGGACAGAGUCUUCGAAGUUCCUCAAGUAGGGAUAAAGUUACUAAGUCAAGUAGUGGUGUUUCACUUGCAAGUGUUUCAAGUGGGCUCAUCAAGACAGGAUCCAACAAUAGUUUAAAGACGAAUUCUAGACCCUCCACUCCAGUGAAUAUGAGUAGGAAAGGAUCAUCUUCCAGUGAAACAGCGAAAAAUGAUAAGAAACAAAACGGUAAGAAGGGUGUGACCAGCAAAAUCUCUGGUCUUUGGAAAUCUGAGGACAAAGGUAAAAAUAAAGAUAAAAAAGCUGUAUCAAAAUUGCCUAUUGCAAAGGGGAAAGAAAAAUCAAAAGACAAUAAAAAGAAAGAUGAAGCAUCUAAGAAGAGAGGAACAUCACCAAAGGCAAAUACCAACCGAAAUACAUAUAUACUUGAUGAAUCUACCGUAGAAGGCUUAAAUAGAAGUUCAACAUAUGAUAAGUUAGAUGUAACUAAUGAAAAAAGUCAAAUUCCAACGCACGAUAAUUCCCAAAAAUCUGGCUCGCACAUGAAUAAAAGUGCAAGUGUUUCUAGUAAUGAGGGCAAGCCGACCAAACAGAUUAAGUCCAUAUUUGAUGAUAAUGAAUUAAACAAGACUUGCCGAGAUUUUUCUGCUUUUGAAAUUGGUGUAGAGUAUAAUCUGGAUGAUGCUUGGGCUUCAAAUGUGGAGAAAUCAAUAGAAGUUAUGUCUAAGAGUAUAGAAGAUAACCGGAACAAAAUAGACAGCUACUAUGAUGAUACUGUUGACACCAGUAGAAUGGACUUGACUGGAUCACCGGCUAAGAGACUCAGUAAAAGUGGAUCCAUGAGUGAGAUUGAGCUUGAGUUUGGAAGAAUUCACUCUGGGACGUGGACAAAAAAGAAGUCGCAUAAUGACUAUGCGACAUUGCCACAUGCAGAAGAUUCAAGUCGUACGUUACCGUUAGUGAAAAGAUCAGAGAGUUUGAAUUUCUCAGCAAACAUGACAGUGUCGCAUUAUGACUAUGACGAGAAUCAGGAAGUUUGGAUACGACGGGAUGAUAAGUUGAGAGCAUCAGAUAUCUCUGGUAUGUCAACCAAGAAGAAGAAAGGUUUCCGUGGUUCUUCAGGUUUCCUCAAUGCAGUGAGUAAAAUGUUUGGUGGUUCCAAAAAGUCCAACACUGAUAAGCAGAGCAAGUCUAUGAUCUUGACGGAGAAAGAUGGUAAAAAAUCUGGAGAAAAUGGUAAACAAAACAAGAAAGAAAAAGAGGCCAAGAUGAACAAAUCUGAGAUAAAAUUGAGUAAAGCCGAACAGAAGCAGUUAAAGGCUGAACUGAAAGCUCAAUCAAAAUUAAACAAAAGUGAAUUAAAAAUGAGCAAAAAGGAGGCAAAAUUGAAUAAAAGUGUUAAAUGUGAGAAGAAGAUAGAAUCAGAUGAUAAUUCUAGCCAAGUUCUUGGAUCGUCAACCUCUAGUUUAAAAAGAAGUGCUGAAUACCUCAUAGACAUUGAUAAGUCAGAUGAUGAAGAUUAUAAUGUACUUAGUUCAAAUGCUCCGAAGGUUUGCUUAUCAAAUGUGAAAUCGACUGGUCAAAAAAGUCCAGAGUUAGGUAAAUAUCAAAGAAACGAUCAAAACAGUGUUCAGAAUCAUAACUCAAAUGUGCCAUUUUCAAACAAUGUGAAAGUAAACGCUUCCAAUAAUUGUACAGUAGAUAAUUAUGAUAUUGACAGAUAUGAAAGUACAGCUGACAAGUCGCAGUUAAAUGCAUCUGCCAAAUAUUCGCCAACCCAGCAUUUAACUAAGACGGAGAUGCUGUUAGCAAGGCGGCAAGCUCAGCUGAACACGUCAUCGGAACGUAGCGAGUCUGACGAAGAAACAACGGGAAAGAAGAGAAGCAUCAUUACGACAGUUUAAUCAUUGUAAUAUAUAUGUGUGUAUAUACAAUAUUUCACCAUCUUUCAUUGUAAAUAAUCAUGUAAAACAACUGUACAUUUUUUGCCACCAUUAAUGUUGAAAGUUUUUUUUCUAUAUUCUCAGAUUUUUAUGCAUUUAUGCAAUAGUUUUUUUCUCUUUUUGAGUAAGGAAGUUGACACUUUUUAAAGGCAAAAUAAUAUUGAUAGCACUUAUAGAAAUGCUGACUAAUAGUUACUGUCACUUGAUCUGAUGAAAACUUGAAAUGAAAUACUAUAACUAUUAUUGAUUUAUUUAGAAAGAAAAUUUAGUUUGUUGUUGUUUUUGAGGUCUCAGGCAGACAAUAUAAUUAUUUGACAAACAUGAAAAUUUUCUGGAUUUUACUUUUUUUUUGAAAAAGUAAAAAUCAAAUAUAAGUGUAAGAAUAAAUUGUCAGCAAAUGGACAGUAACAAAGUUAACCUCGCACACUCUCACUUUGUGAGUAUCACACAAAAUCAUCAUUAUCAUCAUCAUUGUCAUCAUCAAAAUCAUCAUUAAUAUCAUCAUUAUCAAUACAUACAUUUUAUUGUUGUAAUUAUGUACGUACAGUUGUAUGAAAUAUCAUUUUUAUAUCAUAAUUUAUAGUGAACACUAUGUUACCUUCCAAACAGAAGUAUUUGUGGAACAUUUUUGCUUUAAUAUUUUUUAAAUUAAUAUAAGUUAGGUUGUACUUCAGUAUACUUAUUUUUAAAAUGCAAAAUCAAGAAACUUAAGAAGUCAUGUUGAAAUUUACUCAGCCAAAAUUUAUUGUAGGUUGUACUUUUUUGUUACAGAAAGUGAAUUCCACAAAAAGUUUUGUAAAAAAAAAACAAACAAAAAACCAAAUAUUUUAUUGUUCAUAGGGUAAAUAAGAAUUUUUCUUAUUACAUGUAUAGCAAUAACAUUAGUUGAUACAUCACUAUAGAGUUAAAAAAAAGAAGGCAGAAUUGAUGAUUCAAUGUGUUGUUAAAUGGUUGUGAAUUCUUUGAUCGUGAUUAACUUGGAAUGAUUUCCUGACCACCUAUUUUUUGUCAUGGUGAGUUUUCAUUUAGUGUCAUUAAUUUCUUUUAUUUCAUAAAACUGAUUGUUUGUAACGUCGUUUUUCAUUGGAUAAAGCAUGACUGAUAUUUACAUUCAUUAAAACCUUUAUAACAUGGCUGCUGUCAAUAUAUGAUGUAUAUUUCGUUUUUCCUCUAAAUAAUUUUGCUGUGUGAUGAAUAAGUUAUUAAGAUGUUAGGCAGGUUAGUUAAAUGGUUAUAUGGUUACUUAUGAAAAGGUUGUCUGCAAUUUUAUCUGGUUAUAUGGUUAGUUAUGUAACAUUGUCUGGCUAAAAUACUUUGUGUGCUCCUGAUCUUGUAAAAUCCACAUGAGUCAAAUAUAAGUUCUCAAUCACUUUUGUAAUAGCCACCAUGGCACUAUAAAUAGAAACAAAUAUUUUAAUUAAGUCCAUCUGUAAUUAUGUAUCUUGAUAAAUACAAUUUGUAUAAUUUCAUAUAAAUUCAUUUAUUAGUUCAUUCAUGUCUUAAUUUCAUGCAUUAUUGUCACAAAAUAAUGUCUUCAAUUUUAGAGAAGGUAGUUUUAGAUGGCAAUGCGUGUGUUGUUACCAUAAAAUAGGAUGAAUAGUUUAAUAUAGAAAAUAAGAAAUAUUUACAUGUUUUCAUCAGAAAUUGAAAUAUGGGUAGAGCCUGGAUGGAUUGAAAAUACAUUAAUAUUGAUAAUAAAUGUUUUAAGCACUGACAAAAAAUGUAGGAAAAUAAUUUUAUGUAUUUUUGUUAUGUUAGCCACUACAGUAUUAUCAUCCUAGUUAUUCAAAAUGUAAAUGGGAGUGAAAUGUAACAGCUGUCAUAACUUUUAGUCAAUCAUGUGUAAAAGAAAUUAAAUGUGCUAGGGAGUCAAUCAUACCAGCCAUGCUAUAUUGUAUAAUGAUAAGUAGAUUGAUUCAUCAGAAUAUUACUUAUAAUGUUAAUAUUAGCAUAAAAGGGAGUAAAAUGUAACAGCUUAAUUGGAAUAGUUAAUAUUAGCAUGAAAGGGAGUAAAAUGUAACAGCUUUAUUGGGAUAGUUAAUAUUAGCAUGAAAGGGAGUAAAAUGUUACAGUGAUUUGAUUAAUUGGAAUACUGUUAUGUUAUUAUUAGUCUGCAAGGGAGUAAAAUGUGACAGCGACCUGAUCUAUUGGAAUAUUACUUAUUAUGUUAAUAUUAGCUCCAAAUGGAGUGAAAUGUAAUAGCAGCAAUGACAUUUAUCCAAUUUUAUUUAGGAAACGAAUUUCAUUAUGAAGUUAAUGGUAUGAAUAGAAAUGAUUUUUGUAGUUGACAUUGAAGAAUGAAUUGUUUUAUAAUUUAAAUUUAUAAUACUUUAAUUACGAUCAAUUGACAUGAAAGGAUAUUUGGAGUUUUUUCACAUUAUUGGAAAUUGAAUAGUUUAAUUAACAAUAUUGAAGAAGAAGAAAAAAGAUUGUUAUAUAAGAGAAUACAAUAAUACUAAAUAGGCUUCAAUUAGACUCUGAAAAGAAGAAAUAGUUAUUAACUGAUAUUAAUUUACAAGAGGAGAAAAUGACACUUAUAUAUACUAUAGAUUAAUGAGAGUAUGAUAAACUUUUAUUUACAUUUCCAGGAGUACAGUGUACACUAUUUUUAAUUGACUUUAUCAAUUUAGCAUUAAGUUGAAUGGCCUAUACAAGUUGUAUUAUUUUACUAUUAUGAAAAGGGUGUUUAUUGCUUGGCCACAUUUACAUGUAUGUAAAAUUGAUGUAAAUAUUUCAGUAAAACUGCAUGAUUGUCUAAAUCAUGAGGCAAUGAUUGUCUAAAUCAUGAGGCAUGAUUGUCUAAAUCAUGAGGCAAGAUUGUCUAAAUCAUGAGGCAAGAUUGUCUAAAUCAUGAGGCAUGAUUGUCUAAAUCAUGAGGCAUGAUUGUCUAAAUCAUGAGGCAAGAUUGUCUAAAUCAUGAGGCAAGAUUGUCUAAAUCAUGAGGCAUGAUUGUCUAAAUCAUCAAAAACAAAAUCAUGAACAAUAUAUGUGCAAUAUUUAAAGUGUAAAUAUUAAAGAAGCUAUUUUUAGAAAGAUGUGUUUGCUGUUGUAUGGCAAGCUGUUGGCUUAAAUCAAGAUUUCUUUCUAUAGUGUAUGUACUUUAUAUAUAUAUAUUGUUAGAGUUUUUAUGCAUGUAUCAAAUGAUUUGAUUGGUUUUUUUACUGACGAAAUCAAAUUUUUGAAGAAACAUGCAAUUUGAUUGGUUUAAGUUACAAUAAGUAAUUUGAUUGGCUGAACUACUAUUUAAUGUAUGGUGAUGAAUAUAUAUCUGAUAGUAAUACAAAAUAAUCACCAAAUUUCAUCUUUAUAACAAUAAUUGAGUCUGAGCUUCAAGUUAGUUAUCUACUUGUUGCAAACUUUUAGUCCAUAUCUGUAUGAAAACUGCAUGUAAAGUGUUGAUAUCGUGUUUGAAUAUUACAUAACUUGAAAUAUAAGUGAUUGGUUGUUUACCAGGCAAGGAAAUUCAGGCUUUGUUCUUCCCUCUAGCUAUGUGACAUUUUACCAUAAGCUUCCAGUGAUUUUAAAGGCACAUUAUGCCUUAGAAACAAAUGAAUAUUUACUUAUUUAAAAAGGGAAAACAUGAGUAAUAUAAGGUUUAAAUAAUGGAUUUAUAAUAUGUUAAAUGCUUAUCACUUGAUUAAAAAUAUCGGUAAUUGUGAAAUUAUUUGUUAUAAAAAUAGCAAAAUGUAAAUAACUUGGUAGUUUGACUUCCAUACAAAAAACUAAAAUACAAAUAUGCACUUAUUGCCAAAAAUGUAGAUAAUUGGCCAUUGCUUAGCAAUUUGGAAAUUAUAAAGGUACAAUGGAAAUAAAAAGGUUUUGUGAAAUAAACAUAAAAACAUUUCUGAGGCAUAGUAGGCCUUUAAACCUUUGGCCCCAAAUUGUUUAGCCAUACAUAUUUUUAAUGUAAAGACAGUCACACAGUCAUGAAUUGUGUUGGAGCGUUGGUAUUAAUGUACAUUGUAAUGUCUGCGUUAAUUUUGAUAAUCUAUCAUAGAUUCAAAAUAAUCGAUUGCAGAUUUAAGACAUUCUUAUAUGUGGAAUAAUUGACUUUGUAAAUCUAUUUAUUUAAAACAACAAAUUUUCGUAUUGUGUAAAUUUAUUAUGUUUUUUUUUUACUAUUGACAUUGUCUUCUUUUUGCCGCCCCAAGUGAUAGGAAGGUUUCAUACACUAUUUGUUAUUAUGUUGUACAUUGUAUAUACUCAUCAUUAUGUGGUUUAAAUUUUUUUUUCUAAGAUUUGAUACAGUGUUUAUGACAUGACGUAUAUUGAACUUAAUGUUCAGUAUAUCAAUAAAAAAUCUUCUAAUACUACAA
Molecule: messenger RNA, 16486 nt
Organism: Ruditapes philippinarum (Manila clam)
Lineage: Eukaryota; Metazoa; Mollusca; Bivalvia; Venerida; Veneridae
Product: adenomatous polyposis coli protein-like
Biological process (GO): cell fate specification; pattern specification process; Wnt signaling pathway
Cellular component (GO): cytoplasmic microtubule; beta-catenin destruction complex; catenin complex
Molecular function (GO): microtubule binding; beta-catenin binding; gamma-catenin binding
Source: RefSeq, a predicted model, not a curated record